AGGUAGAAGGGACAGCAGCCAGAAUUUUUGACAUUUGAAGAUUAGUUGUAAUUAAUACAUAUUCUUGCCAAGUUAAGGAACACAAUUCUGGCAAAAUGUUCUACAUGCAGCUGCUUAUGAAUAAGCGCGGGCCUUUGUCCAAGAUAUGGUUGGCUGCUCACUGGGAUAAGAAAGUCACAAAGGCCCAUAUAUUUGAAUGCAAUUUAGAGGCUACUGUUGAAAAGAUACUCUCCCCUAAGUUUAAAAUUGCUCUCCGAACCUCAGGGCAUCUUUUGUUAGGAGUGGUCAGGAUCUAUCACAGGAAAACCAAGUAUCUUUUGACAGACUGCACUGAAGCCCUACUUAAAAUGCAGUCAACCUUCCAACCAGGACUUGUUGACCUUCCAAAAGGAAAUUCUGAAGCAAAUUAUGAUGCCAUCACAUUGCCUGAAGAGUUUUAUGAUUUUGACACCCAACUUCCAGAGAUGAAUGCCAUUAAUGUUGCUCAACAUUUUACACUGAACCAGAGCAAAACUGAGGACAUCACAUUGACAGAAGAUUAUAGACAGAAUGUCCUUCUCACUGGCAACAAUUUUGAUGAGGAAAUUGAAAUUCCAAGGCACUGUAGCUUUUGCAGUGACAGUUUGAUAAAUAGUUCCAAUAGUCUCUUGGCUGAUCACAGUUCUUCAGACAAAACUGCAUUAGAGUGUGAUGGAUUUGGAGAUGAAGGAGUUGCAAGAGAUAUGAUCGAUGAUGUUCUUGGAACUGACCAGAAUGGCCUUCUUGCAAUAUUUGACAUGGAAGAGGAACUUCCUUUACCCCCAAAAGAUCCAGUUGAUGAUAGAAAGGACCAGGCUAUAUCUAAACAUGAAACAAGAAAUCACCAACUUAAUGAAACAACAUUAUUGUCCAAUGAGGAAGAUGGUUUUGUUCUUGAUCCUAUUCUUGAUUCAGCUCUUGUAAAGAAACAAAGAAAUAAAAGAAAAAGGAAGUUACUUGUUGAUGCAGUGAAGCAGCUAAGCAAAGCUACCAUCCAAAAGCAGCUUAUAAGUUACGAGGAUACAGUGACCACAUUGAAUAUUGCACCUCCAACAAGGAAGCUGAUGAUUUUACAAGAAUUGGGUAGUGUAGACAAACUUCUGAGCAGACCCACCCAACCUCUAUUUAGUGAAGAUUUGCAGAGGCUGUUUGCUAAAUGUCUCAAGAAUGGAAGGAAAAAACGGCAGCAAGAGAUUGAAGAAAGAAGCAAACAACAAACUGCCCAAGGCAGGGACUUGAACCUGAAUCUCCCUAGUCGAGAUACGGAUUAUAAGGUUUCCAUCCGCUUUCCCACCUCUGCUUCCCCACACAUGAAGAGUGGUACUACACUGAUUGCGGUGUCCCAGAGCCAAAAAAUAGAACUACCAAUAGCAGAAAGUUUAAAUAUACUGCAGGACACAAUUUAUCCAGACACACAAUCUGGGUUGCAAGGUAGCAGAAACGAAAGGGAUAAUGAUGUAAUUUUUAAAACUAUGGAAACUGAUGGCGUAGUGUCUGCUUUGUCUGAUGACUUUUUACCAUCCCCGGUACAACAGGAAUCAGGGAAUGAACAAGUUGUCUUGGAAAAUGGACCUCAGACAAGUAAUUUGGACAACGAAGAACAAAGAAGAAGUAAGAGAAUGCUAAAGCUGUUAAAUACUUUCCGGCACUUUGAACAGAAAGGAGCAAAGUCUUUCAGUUUUCUGUCCCUCUGUAGGAGCCACAACCAGAAAGAAGUCGCAACGAAGUUCUACAGCUUGCUUGUUCUAAGGAAACAACAAGCGAUUGAGGUGGCCCAGGCCGCUCCCUAUGCUGACAUUAUUGUGACUGUGGGCCCAAAGUUUCAUGCUCUCUGAAGGCCCGAGAACGGCCCCCUUGAAGCACAGGUUGCUCAGGUUGAAAACCG
Molecule: messenger RNA, 1903 nt
Organism: Candoia aspera
Lineage: Eukaryota; Metazoa; Chordata; Lepidosauria; Squamata; Candoiidae
Gene: RAD21L1
Product: RAD21 cohesin complex component like 1
Exons: 15
Coding region: 96-1853 (585 amino acids)
Biological process (GO): replication-born double-strand break repair via sister chromatid exchange; sister chromatid cohesion
Cellular component (GO): meiotic cohesin complex
Molecular function (GO): chromatin binding; protein binding
Source: RefSeq, a predicted model, not a curated record